This is a messenger RNA of Drosophila obscura, 830 nucleotides long. RefSeq lists its product as uncharacterized. The transcript has 3 exons. Bases 25 to 729 code for a protein of 234 amino acids. NCBI's taxonomy places the organism in Eukaryota, Metazoa, Arthropoda, Insecta, Diptera, Drosophilidae. The record is from RefSeq and is a predicted model, not a curated record. Gene Ontology annotation, molecular function: protein binding.
UGAAAACAAACGAAAUUUAAUACCAUGAAGUACCUGCUCAGUGUUGUCUUGCUGAUGGCCAUCGGUCUGCAGCAGAUCGAUGCCCACGGCAUGAUGCUCAAUCCCCCAAGUCGCUCCUCUCGCUGGCGUUACGAUGGCAGCGCUCCCCAGAACUGGAAUGACAAUGAACUCUUCUGCGGUGGUUUGAAUACCCAGGCCAACAAUGGAGGACGCUGCGGAUUGUGCGGCGAUAAUUUCCUGGAUGGACAGCCGCGUGCCAAUGAGAUCGGCGGCAAUAUUGGUGGCUAUGGUGUCGUUACCAGAAGCUAUCCCGCUGCCAAUGCCAUCACCGUGAGCGUGAAGAUCACCACCAAUCAUUUGGGCUACUUUCAGUUCCAUUUGUGCAACCUGGAUGCCUUUGGCAAUGAGUCCGAGGAUUGUUUCAAUCAGUAUCCCCUGCGCUUCGCCGAUGGCGGUGAGCAGCUGUACAUUGGCCAGCAGAGCGGAGAGUUCGAUGUGACUGUUGUCCUGCCCCAGGAUCUUACUUGUAAUCACUGUGUGCUCCGCUGGACCUAUGUUGGAGGAAACAACUGGGGUAUCUGCGAUAAUGCCGGCAAUGGUGCCUUGGGCUGUGGACCCCAGGAGACAUUCAAGAAUUGCGCCGAUGUGAGCAUCAAUUGGGGCCGUAACAUCGUCAAGGAGCUGGCUGACUCCGAUGUGGAUGUCGUUGUGCCCCUUGAGGUGGCCUAAGCACGCACUCCACACCCACAACACACGAAAAACGAACUGCCAUUCAAGUCUAAAAGUGUCAAACGCCAAAAAGACUGCCAAAGUCAAAUAAAGAACUGAAC